Exophiala mesophila is the source of this 2292-nucleotide messenger RNA. RefSeq lists its product as uncharacterized. Lineage: Eukaryota; Fungi; Ascomycota; Eurotiomycetes; Chaetothyriales; Herpotrichiellaceae. The transcript has a single exon. Gene Ontology annotation, molecular function: protein binding. The record is from RefSeq and is a predicted model, not a curated record. The coding region runs from base 344 to 1999 and encodes 551 amino acids.
CCUCACUUUGGAUCAAUUUCCUGUCGUCAAAAAGACCCAUCAUCCAAUCCGAGUGGGACUUUUUCUCGACCGCGAGACGGAGCUUGGGAGCUCCACGGAUUUCAAGUAAUGCCCGAGACGACUACAACGACCUCAUGCUUGCGCAGUCUUCCCUUUUGCCCGUUGGACAGGUAAAGCCCCGCGUCACCAGUACUUUCUACACAAUCAACCUGCGACAUCAACAUCAACAACAAUCCUUGACCUCAAUGUCCUAAAUCCUCCAGGCUCUAGCGAUGAGCGAAGACUCGAGCUUCUCGAUGCGUUGCUCGGCCGGCCACUCGUUGCAAGAUCCGUCCACUCGCUCAUGAUGCCCUUGUGCCUUCUCCAGGACACGGAUGUCCUAACUAUGCGCUCGACAACGCCACUAUUACUCGCAAAGACUGGCCCUAGUCUCGUAGUGCCUAUCGCGGCAGCCCCUCUUAUAUCGCUCCCAGAGCUUCCGCAGGAUGUCUUUCUGUUGAUCUUACAAGAUCUGGCCGCGUGGGAUGUACUCAACUGUCAACGCGUCUCAGUCUCAUGGCGGAGGGUGUUUACGAAGCCUGAGUAUCUUCGACUGGUCCUUCAACGGUAUUCCUACGCCCGAGAAGUCAGGGGUUUAACCCCGGAGGCAUUACACUUUCACGGCUGCCAAAGCGACAAGACCGACUGGAAGCGUGUUUUCGAUCUGGUCGCGACACGAUAUGACAACCUCUCCUUGGGAAGCGCGGCGAAGGCCGUCAAAUAUCCCAUGGCCCCUUUGGAGCAGCUAGGGGAUUGGUUCCCUGUUGGUCAGUGGGAUUACCAUGAGAGCCAGCCCGGUGGUCGCCUAUACUACGAGACGGCCGCGAUCCAUCUGAGUAGAGUGGGGGCCAAACCGUAUCUAUUUCGACCAACACUGUGGACCUACGACGAUGGUGUGCUAGUGUAUGCCCCAGCCCAGGACAUCGAGGAUGACGGCUUUCCUCACAUCCUCUCCCUUCUUGACGUAGCCACUGGAGAUCGAUAUCCCGUUCCCUUUGAUAUCCGAGGCAAGAUCAUCCGAAACAUACGACUCAAGGAUUCGACGCUCAUCGUCGAGUGGGCGGAGAAAGACCCUUUUCACAAUCUCAAUGCCAUGGAACAAGUCAAUCGUCACUUUGCCAAUUGCUUCGAUGUGCAGAAACGCGACGGCGAAUGGCAGAUCACGUGGCGCUCAGAAUGGAAGAUGCAUUUCCUCGGCUUACCACCCAACUACCACGAUCGAUUCUUCUCAACACACAACUCACAACACUACGCCGUCUAUUUCUGGCAGCCGAAUCGAAGCAUGUACACCGGUGAUGAGGAGAUGCCAAUCGAAUCACUCUCGGUGUGGGACAUAUCGACCCCAUCACCCUACCAACCAUCAACCGACCCAGCAGGCAAAUUCCGACCACCUGAAAAAGCCGGACCGUACAUCGUGUCGCGGUUCUCCUUCACAGACAUGGAAUUCAUCGGAAUCCGGCAACACGCCAGCGUGGCCCUCAUGUCAUUACAUCUAGACUCACCAUCACAGACAUUGACAGUACGGGAAAACGCCGGUGUGUCCGGUCAAGGGUACUUCGACCCCGCAGAACGGUUAUGGUGUGCGAAAACGACGAGUUUUCCUUUUUCUGCCAAUGGACCCGUGCUGGUGCGCGAAUGGGACGGCAAUCUACCGCCAUAUCGUGGCCACUGUACGAUGGAGAGCGAACAGGUCGAGGAGAGCGACAAGUGGUUCCUACCCAUCAUGGACGUUGUCGACUCUGAAGCACGCGUCCGUCUCAGCCUGGUCGAAACUUGUUUCACCGGUCAAAGUCUCGAUAAUCGCAUCGUUGCCCGAAUCAAGGCCGACGCUAUUGGCGAUUGGGUCACCCUGGCUGACGUCUGGACCCGUCAGAUUGGCGUCAUGGGUCGCAUUGCCGGCGACGAGAGAUGGAUUAUCGGUCAGAAUGAACGUUUGGAGAUUGUGGUCGUCAAGUUCUGAUCGAUCUGGUCAAAAUCGAAUCGAGGCUUGAGCCACAAAUCUAGUCAGACGUGGAUAGUCUCGGCAACACUCGCAGACAACAAUGCGUCUGGGAAGUGUAGACCAAGGACAGGCAGGACACACGACGAUUUUGCAGUGACAAUGCAAUGACGAUACGAGGACAUGAAAAAGAUUCAACCAAGAUCUCACGCAGACAGACAUUGAACCACGCAUCGACCGGGGAUGGUCCGAUAGCUUUUUGAAUUUUGCAUAGACUUUACAACAUGAUAAUUUUUUCCAAAGUCAAAGUCAUA